Molecule: messenger RNA, 1670 nt
Organism: Chanos chanos (milkfish)
Lineage: Eukaryota; Metazoa; Chordata; Actinopteri; Gonorynchiformes; Chanidae
Gene: blvra
Product: biliverdin reductase A
Exons: 7
Coding region: 91-969 (292 amino acids)
Biological process (GO): heme catabolic process
Molecular function (GO): biliverdin reductase [NAD(P)H] activity; zinc ion binding; nucleotide binding
Source: RefSeq, a predicted model, not a curated record
CGCCGUUGUUAUAUCACAGUGGAAUACAUAGGUGGAUCGUAGUCUCUUUUCGCAGUCGCAGACCGGGUCGCUGAAGGAUAUAAGGGUGACAUGUUUGGCUGUGUGGUCGUAGGUAUAGGCAUUGCUGGGAGGGUGAGGAUCAGGGACCUUCUUGCCCCACUGCCUGGGAGUGCUGUGGAGAAAAUGACUGUCAAAGGAUUCGUGUCAAGGAGACAACUGGAUGAGGAACAGGGGGUCAAACAGAUUUCCACUGAGGAGGCAGUGAGCCGUGAAGACAUUAAUGUGGCUUUUGUUUGUACUGAGAACAACACCCAUGAGGAAUUCAUCAGGCAGUUCCUGCAAGCUGGUAUGCAUGUUUGUGUGGAGUAUCCAAUGACCCUAGAUUACAGAUCUGCAGCUAGCCUUUGGGAACUGGCUGAACAGAAGGGUGUGGUGUUACAUGAAGAACAUAUCGAGCUGUUUACGCCUGACUUUAAGCAGCUGAAGAAAGACAUCGCAGGGAAGAAACUAGAAGAGGGUACACUGCACUUUACAGGAGGGCCUGUGAAGCCUACAUUUGGGUUCCCCUCCUUCAGUGGCAUCGCCCGCCUAACCUGGCUGGUUGAUCUCUUUGGAGAACUGUCCGUCACUGCAGCAACUAUGGUGGAGGACAAGGAGAAGAACUACAUGAAGAUGACUGCUCGGUUUCUUACUAAGGACCAAAAGCCUCUAACAUGGACUGAGGAACGCGCUCCAGGCCUUGCCCGUGGGAAACGCGUCAACUUCCGUUUUGACUCUUGCACUAUGACUGAACUUCCAGAGGGUCAGAGGGAGCCAGUGGGUCUCUUCAUGCAGGAUCUGGUGCUCUUUGGACGGAAACUUUUGGGACAGGUGCCCUCAGAGGAGCACCAGGCAGAGCGAAGGAGGAUCCUUCACUGCAUGGAGCUGGCAGACCGUAUUCGCCAGCUGAGUGAAGGCACACAGGCUUAGGCCGGGGAAGGCACGGAGCGCUCCGCUAGCGAUGCAUGGUAAACGGCUCUCUCUUUUUUUAUUUUUGUGAAUGAGUAAACCGCUUUUGAUUUACUGGAGUUAGACAUUCCCAGAUGUAGUGCAGAACCACAAGCCGUUUUGUUUUGCAGAAUGAUUCUUUACGAAGAGCAAAACGUAUUUUAUCAUUGAAGUACUUUCAUCGUUUGUCAGAAAGGGAUCUCAUUGUUGCAUAUAACACUUGGGGUAUUUUCACUGGAUAAUGUACUGGGACGUUUAUAGCUUAGCCAUUCUGUUCAAAAUAGUGCUGUAUACAGGUUGUUAGUAAGUAUCUCAGCACCUGGAAACUUGAUGACUUUUUUUUAAGCGUACUUUUGGCUGAACUCAAACGCGCCUUCAUGAGCAGUUUGAGAUGAUGGCCACGUAUACCUGUGACCGUUUUUACUGCACAUACAGUAGCCUCAAUAUUAUUUAUGACAUUCUUACGUGUUAAUAGUACAAUCUCUUUGAAACCCCAAAAUUCAUGCCAUGUUGGGUUUAGUGAUCAUUUCUCAAGUGCAUUAAGGGCAUUUUUAUCGGUAAAAAAUCAUCAGCUUGCAGCUUCACUCCUCUUUGUUCACUCCACUCUACCAUUUUACUUACUAUCAGUUGUGCCUUAUUGCUGAGUCAUGUACUGACCACUGUUGGUAUAUUUGCCAUGAAUC